Cylicostephanus goldi is the source of this 534-nucleotide messenger RNA. Lineage: Eukaryota; Metazoa; Nematoda; Chromadorea; Rhabditida; Strongylidae. The record is from the annotation of a GenBank genome assembly.
CCAGAGGAGCAACUGAAAGCUGAGCCAUCACCAGAGAAAGUUGAGGGUGAGAAAAAAGGUAAAAAGGCUAAACGAAGGGCUAAAAAGAAGAAGGCAUGGGAUGAGGAUAGUGAUGCUGAAGCGGUAGAUGAGGGCAACGAGACUAUCGAAGCAAACGGUACCGAGCUCCGCGAUAGCGACACGCUCGGCGAACCUGUUGCGGAACUUGGCGAGGAAUUGGCGAAUGCGUCUAUAGACGCCCCAGAUGAGCAUUUAGAAGAUGAGGAGAACAUAUUCCUUUCCGCUGCUAAGCAGAGUGAAAAGAAAAAACGACGAGCAGAAAAGAAGGACAGUCCUGUCAAUGAAGGAGCCGCUGCAUCGCAGGAAAUCUCUCAUCCUGUCAACACUGGUCCGAAGACCGACAUCUGUCAUAAAUGCAAGGAAGUCUUUGAAAGCCGAACGAAGUUGUUUCAACAUCUCAAGCUUACUGGUCAUGCUACGAUCAAAGGCCCACCGCCACCACCUCCUAAAAAUAAGAAAGGGAGGAGAAAAUGA